CCACAAGGUGUUUCCCUCUCUCUCUUUUUAUCAAGAAAUUGUAUCAACAUGCCACCAAAGUUGGACCCUAAUGAGAUCAAGAUCAUCUACCUCCGUGCUACCGGAGGAGAGGUUGGAGCUUCGUCUGCUCUUGCCCCAAAGAUUGGUCCUCUCGGUCUCUCGCCCAAGAAGGUUGGUGAAGAUAUUGCCAAGGCCACUCAGGACUGGAAGGGUCUUCGUGUUACUGUUCAAUUGACCAUCCAGAACCGUCAGGCCGCUGUCUCGGUCGUCCCUUCGGCUUCCUCGUUGGUGAUCAAGGCCCUCAAGGAGGCUCCCCGUGACCGCAAGAAGGAGAAGAACAUUAAGCACAACGGCAACAUCUCGAUCGAUGAUGUUAUUGAGAUUGCACGUAUCAUGCGCCCCAAGUCCAUGGCUCGCGAGCUCUCUGGUACUGUCAAGGAGAUUCUUGGAACUGCAUUCUCGGUCGGAUGCACUGUCGAUGGCCAGAAUCCUAAGGACGUCGGCGAUGCCAUCGAUGCCGGUGAGAUUGAGAUUCCCGAGGCUUAAAUAUCUUGUUUGAUUCCUCUCUUCCUUCCUUACUUAAUCCAUUCGCUGUUGCAGAGUAGUAAUAAACCAUGCUUUUAAGCUUGGAUAAUUCUCUUGGGCAACAAAGUCCUUUGUGACUACUCUUUUUUAUCCCUCUUUUCUUUAUGUUUCUCUGGUUGUACUUUGCGCAAAGCGAAGAGGAGGG
Lobosporangium transversale is the source of this 730-nucleotide messenger RNA. RefSeq names its product 60S ribosomal protein L12. Bases 49 to 546 code for a protein of 165 amino acids. Gene Ontology annotation, molecular function: structural constituent of ribosome; large ribosomal subunit rRNA binding. The record is from RefSeq and is a predicted model, not a curated record. The transcript has 3 exons. NCBI's taxonomy places the organism in Eukaryota, Fungi, Mortierellomycota, Mortierellomycetes, Mortierellales, Mortierellaceae. Gene Ontology annotation, cellular component: ribosome; cytosolic large ribosomal subunit. Gene Ontology annotation, biological process: translation.